This is a messenger RNA of Hyphopichia burtonii NRRL Y-1933, 3904 nucleotides long. RefSeq names its product Crp1p (gene CRP1). Lineage: Eukaryota; Fungi; Ascomycota; Pichiomycetes; Serinales; Debaryomycetaceae. The coding region runs from base 108 to 3902 and encodes 1264 amino acids. The record is from RefSeq and is a predicted model, not a curated record. Gene Ontology annotation, biological process: monoatomic cation transport; copper ion homeostasis. The transcript has a single exon. Gene Ontology annotation, cellular component: membrane. Gene Ontology annotation, molecular function: ATP hydrolysis activity; ATP binding; copper ion binding.
CUGAAAUUUAAUAGCUAAUUUUUAUAACUGAUAGUAUAACGUUGGGAGACGAUAAGUAUUAGUCGAGAAGACAUUCGUGUAUUAUUGUUUUUGUCCGUUUUUUCACAAUGGAAAGACUUCAUCUCAGCUUAUCAAACGUCCACUGCAAGGAUUGUGAAGAAGCCAUUCACGCUUCACUCUCCAAGUUUCUUUUCAUAAAGCCUGCUGACGAGACCUCCAGUACCCCACCCGAAAGGCAAGUUUAUCACGAUUCGGAAGUUGUUGUUUAUAAACUUAACAAUAAAGAACUUGACUUUUAUUAUGAAAACUCAAAUAAUGGUGUGAACGCUGGUUCACCAUCGAUGCUACAACAUUAUAUCAAGAAAAUUGUUAAAGCUAUUACGAAAAGUGGAUUCAAUGUACUAUCAUGGGAAUUUUUCGAGGAUAACGAACCAACCUUACACUCUCAAGUUCACGAUGCUAAUCAUUCUACAGCUGUUCAAAAAGUUGGGAAUAUAUCGGACUGGUUUAAUUUGUUUUCCCGUUUUGAAAGUCACCAAAACGAAAAACAGCAUCUAAAGUACUGUCAGGCUUGUUUGAAUUCUUCUUCCCAUUCAAAGAAGAGAAAAAGCAUGUUUUCUAGUUCAUCGUCAUCCAAACUUGGAUCUCAAGAGAGUUUACCUCAAGAAUCAUUUGAAACAGUUGUUGCAAAACCUUCUCAGGAGUACCGUGCUGUCUUUCUUGUAUCGGGAAUGACAUGCUCAUCUUGUGUUGGUUCUGUUUCAGAAACUAUUCAAAGUAUCCUUGAGUCUGAGAAUAUUAGCACCAAAAAUGCUGAAGGUGAAGCCAAUUAUUCAGUUAAUCUCAUACAGCACUCAGCAGUUGUGAUUAUUCCAAAUAAACAUAUCAUUAAUAGUAUUGUGAAUGCCGUUGAAGACUCAGGGUUUGAAUGUCGCUUGGUUGAAGUGCUUCCGGUCCAAAGGUCUAUCAACCUUAAAGUCACCGCUAUCAUUGGUGGUAUCACUUGUGCUGCUUGUGCAAAUUCAAUUCAAAGUGCUGUCAAAGAUUUAUCAUUUGUAUUGGAAAAUGGAAUUAAUGUGGUCACUAAAUCAGGUACAUUUGUAAUGGAAGAGUCAAUAGAUGAAAGUGAAGACAACCUAGCUAAAUUAAAAGAAACUGUUGAAGAUUGCGGAUUCGAUUUUGAAGUGGUUUCCGUUGAUAAAAUCAAUUAUACCUCAGGGAGAAAGAGCUCAAGAUCCAUUAAUGUUGGUGUUGAAGGAAUGUACUGUGGACAUUGCCCUGAAAUUAUCACCAAUUACUUGAAUAGUUUUGGUGAAGCUAUUGUCAUUGAAGAUCCUAUCACAUUAAAACAUCCAUUUAUCAAAUUCACAUAUAUUCCUAAUCAAGAAAGUAACUUGACAAUUAGAAGAUUUCUUGAUGAUCUCAAUCAUCUCCAUCCAAUUGAUAAUGACCCUGGGUAUAAAAUUGACAGUGACAAAGACGGUACUUUCCAAUGUAAACUCAUAGAGUCUGUUUCCAUGGAUGAACAUUUACGCAAAUUAACCAGAAGAGAAACCAUGAAGGUAGUCAGAAGAUUGUUAAUUGCAAUUGCUUUUACUAUACCUACCUUUAUCUUUGGAGUUGUUGCCAUGUCCUUACUACCUUCCUCAAAUAAAUUUAGAAUGUGGGUUGAAGAACCAAUCUGGGUUGGAAAUGUUUCCAGAAAUACUUGGAUCUUAUUGAUAUUAGCAACUCCAGUUUACUUCUUUGCAGCUGAUAUAUUCCAUAUCAAAGCAUUGAAAGAAAUUUGGUCAUUAUGGACCCAUAGAAACUCAUACAAGAAGAGAAUAUUCAGAUUCGGCUCCAUGAAUUUAUUAGUAUCCCUUGGUACUUCCGUUUCAUAUUUCGCAAGUAUAGCUUUACUAAUCUUAGCUUCUAGACAAGAGCGUCACACUCACCAAGGUCUCCAUACAACUUAUUUUGACUCAGUUGUAUUCUUGUCAUUCUUCUUAUUAAUAGGUAGAUUGUUAGAAAUGAUCUCUAAAUCUAAAACUGCUGAUGCCAUAUCAGGAUUGAGUGAACUUAAGGUCCAUCAGGCUACAUUAGUGGAACCAAUGAAGACUUCAGAUCGUGAUACCAAAUAUGACAAAGGUCAGUUAAUUGAAACCAAAUACUUGGAAGCUGACGACUUGAUCAUUAUUGCAUCUGGUGAAUCCCCACCAGUUGAUUGUAUCAUUAUUCAAGGUAAUAGCGAAUUCGAUGAAUCUGCAUUAACUGGGGAAUCAAUACCAGUUAAACAUUCACCUGGUCAUCAGAUUUUUUCAGGAACAGUUAAUUCUGGUAACAAUUCCAUCAUUGCAAAAAUUAUUAGCUUGGAAGGAGACUCACUUAUAGAUCAGAUUGUUAGUACUGUACGUGAUGGUCAAUUGAGAAAGGCACCAAUUGCUCGUACUGCAGAUUUAUUAACUGGAUAUUUUGUUCCAAUCAUUGUUCUAUUGGCAGUUAUUACCUUUGUGGUUUGGAUAGGAUUGGCAUACUCUGGAAAAUUGCCUGAUGAUUAUCUCGAUGUUGAUAUUGGUGGGUGGACUGUUUGGUCGCUUGAAUUUGCUAUUGCAGUUUUUGUAAUUGCCUGUCCAUGUGGAUUGGGCUUAGCUGCACCAACAGCAUUAUUCGUUGGAUCCGGUUUAGCUGCGAAAUAUGGAAUCUUAGCCAAAGGUGGAGGUGUAGCAUUUCAAGACGGAGCUAAUGCUAAUGUUGCAUGCUUUGAUAAAACUGGAACAUUAACUUAUGGGGAGCUUAAAGUUACUGACUUUGGAUUUAUUACAAAACAAGUAAAACUAGAAGAAAGAAUUCAAUUCAUAAAGAAACUUGCGUUACAAGUCACCAGAGAUUUAGAGAUUUCAUCAAAACAUCCAAUUUCCAAAGCCAUUAAGACAUUUAUUGAACAAAAUAAUCAAUUUCAAAACAUUCAACCAUCUCAAAAUAAAGUUCCGCAAGUUGAAAAUGUUCCUGGUAAAGGACUUAAAGGAGAAAUAAUCCUCGAUGAUGAUUCUGGAGAAUUGUGGAAUAAAUAUAGACCAAAGCAAGUCAUAUUAGGAAAUGAAUCAUUGAUGAAAGAUAAUUUGGUUGAGAUUACCACCGAACAAACAGAAUUAUUGAACAAAUGGAAAACUGAGUGUAAGUCAGUUAUUUUGGUGGCAGUUAAAUGUUUUGAAUUAUUUGAAAAUGACGGGUUUCAUUUAGUAUUAAUAUUAGCAUGUCGGGAUCAAGUUAGGAAAGAAACACGUCUAGUGAUGGACUAUUUGCAAAAUAAGAUUGGUAUUGAGUGUUGGAUGAUUACUGGUGACAAUAAAUUAACUGCUGAUGCUAUUGGGAAAGAAAUUGGAAUUUUACCAAAUCAUAUAAUCAGUGAAGUAUUACCAGAUCAAAAGCAAUCCCAAAUUAAAAUGAUUCAAAAAUUGAAGAAUAACAAUAUUGUUGCAAUGAUUGGAGAUGGAAUUAAUGAUGCACCGGCAUUAUCAGCAGCAGAUGUUGGAAUUGCUCUUGCAUCUGGGGCUGAUUUAGCGGUGACAUCUAGUGAUUUCAUUUUAUUAAAUAAAUUACAUCCCCUAGUAACCUUAGUUACAUUAUUUAAUUUAUCGAGGGUUGUGUUUAGAAGAGUUAAAUUUAAUUUUGGUUGGAGUUUGAUUUAUAAUUGUAUUGGUAUACCUAUUGCAGCUGGAGUAAUCUAUCCAUAUAAUAAUUCUAGAUUGAGUCCAGUUUGGGCUAGUGCAGCAAUGGCAUUUUCAUCGGUUAGUGUUAUAACAAGUAGUUUAGCAUUAAAAUUUUACCGUCCUAAAAUUAAAGCCGAAAAUUUACGUCAACUUGAAGAGGAGGAAGAAGAAACUACUAAUGAUGAUAUUAAUGAAAUUAACACCAUUUAGGC